UGGAGGUUUGGUGAGAGGCCGGCUGUGUGCUGUCUGCAACAUUAGGUGGUAGGACUUCCAGCCCAGCGAUGCCCCCAGGCCUCUGGGGGAGAUGCUUCUGCUUGUGGGGACUCCUUUUGUGGCUCCCGGUUGGAUGUUCAGGGGAUGCACCUCCUACCCCACAACCAAACUGCACUGACUUCCAGAAUGCCAAUCUCCUUCAAGGCACCUCCCUCAAAGUCCGGUUUCUCCUCUUCACGCCUUCGGAUCCCAGCUGUGGGCAGCUAGUGGAAGGAAGUCGUGAUCUCCAGAACUUUGGGUUCAACGCCACUCUGGGAACCAAGCUGAUUAUUCAUGGAUUCAGGGUUUUAGGAACAAAGCCUUCCUGGAUUAACAGAUUUGUAAGAGCUGUUCUACGAGCAGCAGAUGCUAAUGUGAUUGCUGUGGACUGGGUUUACGGGUCCACAGGCAUCUACUUCUCCGCCGUGGAGAAUGUGGUCAAGCUGAGCCUGGAGAUCUCCCGUUUCCUCAGGAAACUUCAGGCGCUGGGGGUAUCGGAGUCUUCAAUCCACAUCAUUGGUGUUAGCCUGGGGGCCCACGUUGGGGGCAUGGUGGGACAUUUCUACAAAGGCCAGUUGGGACGAAUCACAGGCCUGGACCCUGCUGGACCUGAAUACACCAGAGCCAGCCUGGAGGAGCGCUUGGAUGCCAGAGACGCCCGCUUUGUGGAAGCCAUCCACACAGACACCGACAAUUUGGGUAUUCGGAUUCCUGUUGGACACGUGGACUACUAUGUCAACGGAGGCCAGGACCAACCUGGCUGUCCCACGUUCAUUUAUUCAGGUUACAGCUAUCUGAUUUGCGAUCACAUGAGGGCUGUGGAUCUCUACAUCAGUGCCCUGGAGAAUUCCUGCCCCUUGAUGGCCUUUCCCUGUGGCAGCUACAGGGCCUUCCUUGCCGGACAGUGUCUAGAUUGCUUUAACCCUUUUCUGCUGUCCUGUCCAAGGAUAGGGCUGAUGGAAGAAAGUGGUGUCAAGAUAGAGCCGCUACCCACGGAAGUGAAAGUCUACCUCAUGACCACUUCCAGUGCUCCAUACUGUGUGCAUCACAGCCUCGUGGAGUUUUACUUGGAGAAGCCGAGACAUAAGGAAACCAACAUUGAGGUCACCUUCCUUAGCUGUAAUGUCAGCUCCUCGGUCAAGAUCACCAUACCUAAGCAGCGACUCCAGGGGAAAGCAAUCAUAGCCCACUCCAACCCUCAGCGCCAGAUAAACCAGGUGACACUCAAGUUUCAGCCUUCUGGACAGCUUUGGAGAAGAGACCGGACUAUCAUUGCCGGAAGGUUCUGCACUGCCCCUUUGCCCAUCAAUGACAAUGAAAAUAUGGUCUGCUUACCUGAGCCAGUGAACUUACAAGCAAGCGUGACUUUUGUUCAUGACCUGAAAAUAGCCGGUGUAUAACCUAGCAAAGCCCAUCCAGUGACUGAGAACAGAAGCCAGUGGGCAAGAAGCACAUUGUCAUGGCCCAAACAGGUCCAGGCACAGGGCGAGACGGAAGUGGAUGGAGAACGAAGGGGAUGAGGCUGGGGAGCGAACACAGCUUCACUUUCCCUACAUUCGGGUUCCCCUUGCGUUCUUCUAUUCUUUAAAUUUACUUAAAAAAAAAAAAAACCUUAAAUAAAUAUGCUU
Otolemur garnettii (small-eared galago) is the source of this 1667-nucleotide messenger RNA. RefSeq names its product phospholipase A1 member A (gene PLA1A). The transcript has 12 exons. The record is from RefSeq and is a predicted model, not a curated record. Gene Ontology annotation, biological process: lipid metabolic process. Bases 69 to 1439 code for a protein of 456 amino acids. Lineage: Eukaryota; Metazoa; Chordata; Mammalia; Primates; Galagidae. Gene Ontology annotation, molecular function: carboxylic ester hydrolase activity; lipase activity.